AUGAGCAUUUCAAAACCAACCAAUCUUCCACGUGGUGCGUGGGAUAGCCAUGUGCACGUCGUUGACGAGGAAGAUUUUCCUUUCGCACAAGAUCAUGCAUUUCGGCCGAAGAAAGCAAGCCUAGAGGACUUACUCAAGUUCGAGGAGCAGCUUGGUACCGAUCAUGUCUGCCUUGUCGCCGUAUCGGUCUAUGGCACCGACAACAAUCUACUACUCCAGUCUCUCCGUCACCUGAAAGGCAAGGGGCGCGCGGUGGUUUCCAUAGACCCGGAAACGAUAUCCGAUCAGGACCUGGACGAGAUGCAGGCCUUGGGAGUCAGAGGCAUUAGAAUCAAUCUCAAGUCCACUUCGCAGAACAAGAGUAAGGAAGAACUGUUAACAACAUUGAGGUCGUAUGUCCAGAGAAUACACCGUUUGAAAUGGGCAAUCCAGCUGCACAUUGGCCUUGCAGAUAUUGAGAAAAUAGCGAGCGAGGUUCCAAAAUUGGGGGUGCCAGUGGUCAUAGACCACCUCGCAACGCCGAAUGAGACUCUAGCCCCACGUCUUCAGCCCGGGUACACGGAGUUCAUGGAUCUGCUCUCCAGGAAGCAAGUCUGGGUCAAAUUGAGCGGCAUCUAUCGAUUCUCAAAGUUGCCAGAAUUGGACGCUUAUGUUCGAGAGAUCCUUCGCAUUGCACCAACUCAGGUAGUGUGGGCUUCUGACUGGCCGCAUACCGGGGGCGUUGCAGCCAAUCCGCAGGGCGAUAGGAAGGCAGUGCAGGAUUAUCGGAAAUUUGAUGUUCCGGCUUUCAUUGCCCAGUGCAAAGAGUGGUGCGGAGAAGAUGAAGCGCUGAUACAGAAGAUCUUCGUGGACAAUCCUCGAAGACUCUGGCAAUACGAGGGAGAAGAUUGA
Molecule: messenger RNA, 891 nt
Organism: Letharia columbiana
Lineage: Eukaryota; Fungi; Ascomycota; Lecanoromycetes; Lecanorales; Parmeliaceae
Exons: 2
Coding region: 1-891 (296 amino acids)
Molecular function (GO): hydrolase activity
Source: RefSeq, a predicted model, not a curated record